AUGGCCGCGUUGACACCUUCCGCACGACGUGGACACCUUCCGCACGGGGUGCCCGCGUGGAAAUCUCACGCACGGAACUUUGAAGUGCAAGGCGCCGUCGUGGACACCUUCUGGGUGGCCGCGCCGUCGCCGCGGGGAGGGCCGCAGCGUCGCCACUGCAGCUGCUGGGGCCUGGGGAAGAAGGACUCACCGCCGCCUGGGAAGGGGAAGGGCUUGCCGCCGCCAGGGAAGGAGCGCCGCUCGAGGCAGCAGCAGCGCGUCGUGGGCGCCGUGACCCGGAGCGCCAUCCCGCUACUUGCGGCCGGGACCACGCGGACCUCUGCCGUGCAGCAUCCAGUGCCGCCGCCGGCUGCAACACCCCGAGCGGGCCCCGUUGGACGCGCGGCAGGGGAGGUCCGCACCAUCGACCCGCCUUGGCCGGCGCAUCUGGCCGCACCAACGCCAGGGGCCGGGCGGCUGGCCGCGCCGAUGCCGGGGGCCACGCAUCUGGCGCCGUGGUGGGGAGGGGCCGCCGCGGGCCGUCGUAGGGAGGGGGCGUCGGGAUGCAGUGGGGCCAAGCGAGGUGCCCGGACGGCGGACCCCAUCUGCUCGUAA
Miscanthus lutarioriparius is the source of this 594-nucleotide messenger RNA. Lineage: Eukaryota; Viridiplantae; Streptophyta; Magnoliopsida; Poales; Poaceae. The record is from the annotation of a GenBank genome assembly.